Physella acuta is the source of this 1086-nucleotide messenger RNA. RefSeq names its product adenosine receptor A1-like. Gene Ontology annotation, cellular component: membrane. Gene Ontology annotation, molecular function: G protein-coupled receptor activity. Gene Ontology annotation, biological process: G protein-coupled receptor signaling pathway. The record is from RefSeq and is a predicted model, not a curated record. Lineage: Eukaryota; Metazoa; Mollusca; Gastropoda; Physidae.
AUGUCUGAAGGGCAGAAUAGACUCAAUGUUGACAUUUACAAUACACCAGAAGUGAAGCUAUCCCAUUACGUCUCCAUUAUUGUCGGGAUCUUCAUCAUUCCGUUGGGGAUUCUCUCGAACAUUCUGGUCAUCUGCGGGAUCCUUCUCUACCCUGGGUUCUACAACAGCAGCAACAUCAUCAAGUUAGCCAUCGCUGUGUUUGACGUUCUCAUGGCGGCCAUGUGUGUGCCUCUCUUCCUCCUUUGCUACACCGACGCCACGAUGGACUACAUCGCGGAGAACAAACAUCUGUGCCUGUGGAAAUUAGUCAACGGAUUGGUCUGCUAUGCUGGUGCUUUAUACGGCUUGAUGCUCAUGUCCAUCGACAGAUACCUGGCGAUCAAAUUUCCGUUGAAGUAUCACAUGUGGAUUACUGUUAACCGCACGAUCUACGUUACUGUGGGGGUCGUUGCGUAUUCCAUGGCUACAGCAGCGUUUCCGAUGUUUGGCUGGAACAACUACAACGCCACCAUAACGAACUUAAACGAGCGUUGCAACUUUUACAACACACUCCCCAAGCCUUUACUGACUUGGUUUUUUAUGAUACCCAACAUCACGGCCAUCUUAAUCUCUAUCGCCGUCAAUAUUCACAUCGCUGUCAUAGCCUUUCGCCAGAUGAGAUCCUUCAAGCAUCAAAGUUACCUGUGGACCGAUGAGCAGAAGGAAGAGUUUAAGGCUAGGCUAAGCGGUGUUAAAAUCACACUUUCGCUGAUGUGUCUGUUCAUUAUCUUCACAAUGCCAUACAUCUGCGUUCUGCCUUUACGGCUGUUUAAAGUCUUCUCAGAACACGUCCUUGAGGUGAUCAAGACCUACACGAUUAUCCUCCUGGCUUUGAACUCCGUUAUGAACGGCCCUGUCUAUGCCGCGAUAACCAAAGAGUACAGACUUGUGUUCUGGGUCAUGCUGGUCAACCCCCCUUGGAAAUGGAAACGGAGGUUAAGAAAACUGUAUCAAGGCACGCAUUCCUUAGGUAUGGAAGACACAAACACCUUUCAGACUCAAGAAAGAAACAGUCGUUUGUUAGAGAACAACUCAGUUUCAAUUUGA